Molecule: messenger RNA, 985 nt
Organism: Panicum hallii
Lineage: Eukaryota; Viridiplantae; Streptophyta; Magnoliopsida; Poales; Poaceae
Product: dirigent protein 1-like
Exons: 3
Coding region: 62-622 (186 amino acids)
Source: RefSeq, a predicted model, not a curated record
ACACAACAUCUGUAUAGCCUCCUGUUACUCCAUUUUCCUCUUGCCCUUGGGGUCAACAAUCAUGGCGGCUCUCUCCAACUCCUUGAUCUUUCUGUGCUUCCUCUUGCUGCCUGGGGUCCUGGCUUUUGCAGGUCCCCAUGGAGAAAGUUAUCCAUGUCCAUAUGAUUGUCCACCACAGAAGGAGACUCACCUACACAUGUACUUGCACCAAUUCCCUGCUUGGGCAAAUGUCACAAACCCUAAUGAAGUAGCUUGGCAAGGAUGGGUUGCUGACCACUGGUUGCUAACAAAGGGACCAGAUCCCAAUAACAAUAUAGUCGGGCGCGCGAGAGGCUUCCAUUUGUUAACUGGUGAAACCAGCAAGGACUGGUACAUUUCUCACAUCUACGUAUUCCAGGACGACAGGUUUGCAGGUUCCACAAUUCAAGUUUUAGGGAUGCUUGAUGGUGAGUGGUCAAUUAUUGGUGGCACCCAAGCCUUCUAUAAUGCACGUGGCUACAUAAAAUACAAAGAAAUCCCGAGUACCAUGAGUAGUAUCACUGAUAUUGUACGAGAGCUUGAUGUUCAUAUAUUUACUCCCGACACUUCAACAGCGGUUCAUGGUAUUGCUGUGUCUAUUUGAAGUGCAACGGGUCACAUCGAAUUGUGCCCUCAGAAAUUUGCUCAACAAUUUUUCUGAAGUACCUAUUAAGUUAAUAAUUUGAAGGAAAUAAUAUGCUCAAGUGGAAGCAUUCAGUACUGUUGUUUGAAGCUAUGGUGUGUCAAUGUACUUGCACACUUUCUGUUUCUUAUGCAAGUCAAAUAAUAUGUGGUUUAUGGCAUGGGGUUAUGCAUCCUAGUUAGUGACCUACGCUAUUUUAAACUAUGUGUAUGACUUCAUGUUUGAAUCUUACCACAAGGACAAGAAUAUAUUUGAUGUAUGCCCUUUUACUGGCAGUGAAUUAUAUUGGCCCCAAAUAAUAUAUUAUGUAUUAUCCUGUGUUCA